Molecule: messenger RNA, 906 nt
Organism: Postia placenta MAD-698-R-SB12
Lineage: Eukaryota; Fungi; Basidiomycota; Agaricomycetes; Polyporales; Adustoporiaceae
Exons: 2
Coding region: 1-906 (301 amino acids)
Cellular component (GO): membrane
Source: RefSeq, a predicted model, not a curated record
AUGCUCGAGGAAGGCGAGGGCCUCGGACUGGAUGCGGUCGAUCGUUGGCCUGCUCACAAGUGGUGGCUUUUGAUUUCCGUGUGCUCGAUAUUAGUAUACGGCCUCGCCGGCCUCAUAUGUGCGGUCCUGACAUGGUUCCGUGCAUGGCAGCACGCAGAUGUUAUGUCUGUUGCAGACAACGAUAUUCUGAUAUUGAUCACCCUGUCAUCCUCCAUCCUGCUCCUCACCUUCGUGCUGGGUAUCAGCGGCACCAUCCUCAACUCCCGUCCUAUUCUUGCAGUCUAUGCCGUGCUUCUCUGGCCUGCACUGCUAUCCAUGCUCGCCAUAGGAUAUACCGGCUACAAACGAUACGCCUUUGCGCUAGAUCGCAAACUCAAUCUCGCUUGGAGUCAAUGGUACACACCAGUUGGACGACUCAUCAUCCAGAACUCCUUGCGGUGCUGUGGCUACUACGAUUCGCUGCACGAAGCUACCGCGAGCAAGCAGUGCUAUCCACGGACGCCCCUUCCUGGCUGCAAAGGCAAACUCUAUCGCUUCGAGCACGAGAACCUGGCAACGAUCUGGUCUACGGCCUUCGCGCUCGUCCCCGUACACAUCAUCAACAUCAUCGUCUCGCUUCUCUGUGUGAACCAUGUCACACGGACGUUUGGGAAAGGCAUCAUGCCCAAGCGGUAUUGGCUCAGUGGGGCAGACGUGAGGGCCGAUGCGGAAAGGCUGAUGGGCCCGCGUACUGGGAUCAACCCAGUAAUUAGGCCCGGCACGACGAGACCUCCCUUGAGUGCGAUUUUCAGGGAAGAUAGGGAGGGAUACAAUCCGGCAUCAUUGGAGGACGAAUGGGAUCACGUAGACAGAAAGUGUCCGGGGGUGGGGCUGGGACUGGAACGACCUCGACGGACAGACGAUUGA